AUGUCCUUAACUAGUUCACAGCCUGUCAACCAAGACAAACUUGAAGUAUCAAAGAUAUUAUUUGGCACGUCAUCAUUUGGUGGAUUUUUUGACGAAGUUGGAAAGUGCACACCUUCUGAUGCUGUAUCGAGAGCUCUUGAGCUAGGUAUAAACGCAUUCGACACAAGCCCUUUUUAUGGAAACAGCGAAGAAAUUCUCGGAUCAAUUUUCUCAUCGCUCAAUGAUAAAUAUCCACGGUCACACUAUUAUAUUAUUACAAAAGUUGGAAGAUAUGGUUCAACUAAAAAAGACUUUGACUACUCUCCUAAACGUGUUCGUGAAAGUGUUGAAGAAAGUUGUAGACGACUAAGAACUGAUUAUCUUGACGUUGUGUAUGCUCAUGAUGUAGAGUUCGUGGAUAUCGAUAAGGUUGUUGGCAAUGAUGGAGCUUUGAUGGAAUUGUUCAAGUUAAAGAAGGAGGGAAAAAUUAAAUAUGUUGGGAUUUGUGGAUAUCCAUUAAACGUACUUCUCAAAAUAGCAGAAAUCCAAUAUGAAUAUAAUCAACCACUUGAUAUUGUACAGUCCUAUUCUCACUACUGUCUUCAAAAUACACUUCUCUCAACCUGCGUUCCAAAGUUCAAAAACCUUGGUGUAAAAUAUUUAAUGAAUGCUUCUCCUUUAUGCAUGGCAUUAUUGACUGAAACUGCACCACCAGUGUGGCAUCCAGCACCUGACAAAUUAAGAUCAAUCAUUUCUAAAUGUGUAUCAUAUGUAAAAGAGAAUGGAUUUAAUAUUUCUAAGUUGGCCAUACAGUUUUCAUUGGAAUGGGAUGGCGCAGAUGGUACCGUUAUUGGACUGUUGAAUAGGAAGCAGGUUGAAGAAGCUGUAUCAUGGUUUAAUGAAGUUUUGGCUAGAAAAAGUGGUGAAAAGAACAUUGAUAAAAUGGAAUUGAUUACUGUUCGGGAAUUUCAGAAAAUGUUAGGAGAUUGGCUAAAUUGGA
Cetraspora pellucida is the source of this 979-nucleotide messenger RNA. The record is from the annotation of a GenBank genome assembly. NCBI's taxonomy places the organism in Eukaryota, Fungi, Glomeromycota, Glomeromycetes, Diversisporales, Gigasporaceae.